CCGUUGGUUUACCAAUUGGCUACUUUGACCAUCUAUAGUGAUAUAACUUCUGUUCGUCCAUCAUGUGUAGUCGUCAGAGAUGGAAGGAUGAAGUCCAAUUGAAGAAUUUUUGUUUGGGAUACCAAGAACCACGCCAUUUUCUGCAAUUUGAGUGGGGGUGGCCGAAACUCUACAUAGGAUGGCGGGCUUUUUGGGCCGCGUACCAUUUGACUUGGAUUAUUGUGAGCGGCUUCUUGAGCUGGCAGUGGACGACUUCCAAAGCGAACGAGAUCAAGUGGUUCAUCUACCUCACUGACUGGACGUACUUCGUGCUCACCCUGGCUGCUCUUCUCGACUUCACAGCUGUCGUUUAUACACACAUAGCAAGAGCAGAUAUAGUUCAAGGACUGACUAAUGAUAUAACGUGGUAUGAGAAGACCGUAUGGGUACUUUUCAACAUUGGGAACUGUGGAAGCGUUGUCGUAUCCAUACUGUAUUGGGCACUCUUAUACUCAGCUUCGACUACCACCAUCACCGCCGUCGACGUUGGGACGCAUGCCUUGAAUUCUGUCUACGUCUUCAUCAACAUGGUCGUGAUAGCCACGCCAGUGCGACUGUACCACGUCUUCCACACCAUGAUCUACUUUCUCACAUACGUCUUGUUCUCAUUCAUAUACCAUAAAUCUGGCGGGACCAGCGGCACGGACAAGCCGUACAUAUACAGCAUCCUGGACUGGGACUCGGCUCCGGGUACCGCCGUCGCCUAUUCAUGUUUGAUGAUUUUUCUAGCGGUUCCCAUCGCACACGUCAGUCUGUUUCUGCUGUACAUGCUACGAGUGGCUGUGUUCAACCUACUGCUAAAUAGAGACACUAUAAGGGACGAAAACGCAAUAAGCAUGAAGGAAAUAGACAAUGCUUGAAUAUGUAUGAGCAGGCGCGGAUCCAGGCGGGGGUCCCCCUAUUUUUGGUUAAAGAAUACACAUUACAGAAUACACGUUAUCCCGUCCCCCUUUCAAGGACCUUUAAAUUCUAUUUUUAAAAACAACAACGGGUUUUGGGCUUCCUCUUAUUAAAAAAAACCCUGGAUCCAUACCUGAUGAGUAUAAGCUACUAGUAUCAGGCACGGCGCGGGGGAGGGGAGGGGGGGGGGGGUGCCUGACAUCGCGGGCGCAAAGAACAACGGUCUCUAGAGGAUUCGGGGAGUAUGCUCCCCUGUAAAGUUUUGAAAACUAUAUGUCCUGAAAUGCAAUUUCUUGCAUUCUACAAGUAAAAUUCAUAUCUGCCUAAAAUUUACUACCAAUAAUAUUUUUGAUUCAGAAUUAUUGGAAAGGGGGGGGGGGGAGCUCGAGCCCCCCGGCCCUCCCUGCUCCAGCCGUACCUGAUGAUAGUAACUGAAGUACUUUCGUUAAAUCAAAUCAUUCGUGUGAUUAUUUUAAUUAUUAUAAAAGUUAGCUUCAGUAACGUAUUCAGUGUAGAGUCUAUAGGGGAUGUCUUGGUAAAAAAAAAUGACCAGGGAACAUUUUUUGCUACACAAUUUUCAGAGAUCGCUACACAAUUUUGAAACAAAACAGUAAUUGCUAAUCACUUUUCAACUGACUAGAAAUAUCGCUAAGAUUUAAAAACUAAAUGGGUUUACCCUUCUAAUCGGAAUUGAAAAACAUACCUUGUUGUUCAAUAAACACAUUAAAAGAAUGCUUAAGCAAGGCUUUUGGGCUGGUAUGCAUAUUCAACAAUAUAUAAUGCACAUUAUUGCUUAAUAUCAACAAGUAUAAUCUUAUAUUUAAUUAAUAAAACGGUUAAA
This is a messenger RNA of Gigantopelta aegis, 1780 nucleotides long. Its product is annotated as protein rolling stone-like. Gene Ontology annotation, cellular component: membrane. The record is from RefSeq and is a predicted model, not a curated record. NCBI's taxonomy places the organism in Eukaryota, Metazoa, Mollusca, Gastropoda, Neomphalida, Peltospiridae. The transcript has 4 exons. Bases 63 to 899 code for a protein of 278 amino acids.